Messenger RNA from Sebastes umbrosus (honeycomb rockfish), 2979 nucleotides. RefSeq names its product GA binding protein transcription factor subunit alpha (gene gabpa). Gene Ontology annotation, molecular function: sequence-specific DNA binding; DNA-binding transcription factor activity, RNA polymerase II-specific. Gene Ontology annotation, cellular component: nucleus. Gene Ontology annotation, biological process: regulation of transcription by RNA polymerase II; cell differentiation. Lineage: Eukaryota; Metazoa; Chordata; Actinopteri; Perciformes; Sebastidae. The record is from RefSeq and is a predicted model, not a curated record. The coding region runs from base 166 to 1476 and encodes 436 amino acids. The transcript is spliced from 10 exons.
AGCCUUUUAGUCCUCUUCUCUGUGUAUAUACUUCUAGUUUAACCCAGCGUGGUCUCAGUGUAUCAGAGACAGCUCAGUGUGUUGGUUGUCCUCUCUGUAGCUAGUGCUGGAUGUAUCCUGGCUGCUCUCGGAAGUCUUGUCUUUUGGCUCUCUGCAGAAAACAAAAUGUCUAAAAGCGAAACAGAAGAGAUGAUAGAGAUCGAGAUCGAUGAACGGGAGAAACAGGCAUGCCUGGAGGAAGGUGUUGAGGAGCAGACUAUUACUGCAUCAGAUUUGAUUCAACAAGAUAUUGACAUCAAUGAGCCCAUUGGCAAUUUGAAGAAACUUUUGGAGCCCCGUAUCCAAAUGUCACUGGAUGCAUAUGAGAUUUGCUUGCAAGACAUACAGCUUCACCCUGACCACAGCCUCUUUGAUCAGGGAGUAAAAACAGAUGGCACAGUGCAGCUCAGCUUGCAGAUAAUAACCAAACAAGGUGAGGAGAAGUUGAACAUCUUGGAAAUUGUGAAGCCGGUAGAAACAGUAGAGGUGGUGAUUGAUCCGGAUGCAGCAGGAGAGGAGGGAACUCUGGUGGAGGAAGGUCAACUCAUUGCUGUGGAGCGAUCUGGCCUGUCUGAUGAGACGUCGGAGCAGGUUACUCGCUGGGCCGCAGCACUUGAAGGCUACCGCAAAGAGCAGGUUCGCCUGGGCAUACCAUAUGAUCCUGUGCUCUGGUCAGCUGAUCAGGUGAUCCACUGGGCUGUGUGGGUAAUGAAGGAGUUUAACAUCGAUGAGAUGGAAAUAGGCAGCAUUCACAUCCCAGGUCGAGAUCUCUGCUUAUUCAGCCAGGAAGAGUUCCUUCAGAAAGUGCCCAAUGGAGAGAUACUCUGGAGUCACCUGGAACUCCUGCGUAAAUAUGUGUUGGCAAGCCAGGACCAGUCUGGAGGGGAUGCUACUGUCACCAUUGAUCAACCUGUGCAGAUAAUCCCAGCUCAAGUGAGCACACCCACUACCAUAAAGGUGUUGAAGCAGAGUCGUGGCCCCAGAACUCCCCGUAUUUCAGGAGGAGAGGAGCGCAGCUCACCUGGCAACCGCACAGGCAACAACGGUCAGAUCCAGUUGUGGCAGUUCCUGCUCGAGCUGCUGACAGACAAGGAUGCAAGAGACUGCAUCUCCUGGGUGGGUGAGGAGGGCGAGUUCAAACUCAACCAGCCGGAGCUUGUGGCACAGAAAUGGGGCCAGCGCAAGAACAAGCCUACUAUGAACUAUGAGAAACUCAGCAGAGCCCUCAGGUAUUACUACGACGGGGACAUGAUCAGCAAGGUGCAGGGCAAGCGCUUUGUCUACAAGUUUGUGUGCGACCUGAGGACUCUGAUUGGCUACAGUGCUGCUGAGCUCAACAACCUGGUGACCGAUUGUGAACAGAAGAAACUGGCUCGCAUGCAGAUGCACGGCAUCGGUCAGCCCAUCACUACAGUGACGCUGGCCACCACCACUUAAGACAAUUGAAGGAGGCCGCAUUAAAGCACUCUCCACCGCUGAUUGGAAAUCAAAUCAACUUUCUUCUUUUUUGACACAACUGUGUUUUAUGAGGCACAGAAAUGCAAGGCUGAUCCCUGAUCAGUGUGGAUUAUCAACAUUAUUGUCUCUACAGUUUGAAGUUAGACUGAUGCAGGUAAAAAGGGUUCUUUUAAUCUUUUCUUUAAUUCUAACCAAGAGAAGUGUGUUCAGGAUGAGGAGGCGAAUGUCUGUGUGAUUACUGAGAAAUGCUGUUGUUGUGGGCAUGUGACUGAAUGCUUGAAUGUGAGAAUGUGACUGAGUUUUGAGCUUUGUGUAAUGCGUUCCUUGUCUGUAGUUUAGGAUCAUUUCCACUGUAAAUACCGGUACUUCAUGUUUUUGAUAGCCACAAGGACAAUUGUAUUUUCAUAUUUUCCAUUUAUAGAGGACCUGUUUUGUAUUUUAUUUAGUGUUUGUUCCCCAAAUUGUUGGACCCUUUUUUGUCCACUAGAGGGAAUAAAGUGGCAAGCAUUUUUCAUAACAUCUGAGAUUCAGUCUUUUCAUCUCUACGCCUUGAAAAGGUUAUAAUCCUGUAAAAAUCACAUGAAGAGAUUCAAAAUGACAAAGAGCCAGGAAGUUAUGUACAUUCAAAAUUUUAUUCAUGGUAUAGUGAGUGUAGAAAGCUUUUUCUUACUCUAAGCGAAUGGUUCAUUUAACUACACACAGAGGAAGGUCACCGAAUCAAUGAGAGAAAAAAAAGCAUUUUUUUUUUAACACAAGCCUCCAAAGACACCCAAAAUGAGCAUCAAUACAAUUUUUUUAACAUUCACCUGAUUAAGAGCUUCAGUUAGUGUCUGUACACGUGUGAAUAUACUGUGUAGAGAGGUGAUAUGUGUUGUAUUUCUAUGGUAUAAAAGCACAAUAUGCAUGUCACAUUCAUGUUUACUGGAGGUGGCGUUAAUAACUUAAUUAAGGGAGAGGGAUAUGUGUCUCCAUGCUGAUGUGAGUUGUGCUCAUCCUCUCAGUGUUGAUGGUAAUUCUUUACUGCUUCUUCAUGAGGACCGUUAAGAGUCUUGACAACAGAUAUGCAGGCAAAGAAAUAUACAUCACAGGACGAACAGAAGCACUGUACAUGUAUACACACAGGAAAUGUAGAAAAAUAGAAUGUGUAUGUGAAAUUUGGUGAAGGAAUGUGUGUGAAGAGGAAAAAACGUUUGAUCUCUGUAGGCCCAACAAAUACCGUCUUUUUAGCAAAUACUCCCAAGUGCUGCGCUGUACAAUAUUGCUGACAUAGCCAGAAAGAGAGGAUAAACGGGGGUCAGAAAAAAAGACUGAAGAAUACAUGAACAAAAGGAAAAGACUGAGAGGUGGAUCUUGAGAAUGAAACUAGGCCACUGAGAGCCGGAUCUCCAUUUUCCAAAUAUUUACAGUCGAGAGAGAGUGGAAUGAUAAAUCUGGAAUGAUGCACUUUCAGAAAACCUCCUUUCUAAAGUUUGACCUCCUCCU